AUGUCUGUUCAAAGCAGCUCAAUUCAAAAAAUAGAAUACUUGCCUUUAGAUCAAAUAAUCAGACCGAUUCCUCCGGUCCUCGAUUACUCAAAGAUCGAUACGAUGGUUUCAACACUAAAUGGACAGCCAGCGGCUUCCCCUACCUGCAAUAUUGAAGACAUCACUCCAGGCGAGCUGCCUCCCAUUGAUGUUCUUACAGUUUCUGAAAACGGUAAAAGAAAGUUUUUUGCGUUUGGAGGAUGCCAUAGAUUUCAGGCUUACGAAAAGAGCGGUAAACAAUUGGUAAAAUGCAAGAUUCUCCCUUGUACGAAAAAGCAGCUCAGACUUUAUUUGGGUUCUUCCGUUGACAGCUAUUUCGAAGAGUGA
Ogataea angusta is the source of this 366-nucleotide messenger RNA. RefSeq lists its product as uncharacterized. The record is from RefSeq and is a predicted model, not a curated record. Lineage: Eukaryota; Fungi; Ascomycota; Pichiomycetes; Pichiales; Pichiaceae. Gene Ontology annotation, cellular component: cytoplasm. Gene Ontology annotation, molecular function: sulfiredoxin activity. Gene Ontology annotation, biological process: cellular response to oxidative stress. The transcript has a single exon. Bases 1 to 366 code for a protein of 121 amino acids.